This is a messenger RNA of Acanthoscelides obtectus, 506 nucleotides long. Lineage: Eukaryota; Metazoa; Arthropoda; Insecta; Coleoptera; Chrysomelidae. The record is from the annotation of a GenBank genome assembly.
AGUGGUAACGGUGCUUGUUCCAGUGUUACCAACAUAUUUGUCUCCAAUGUCACCAAUGUUAUAUAACCACAGAACUACAAAAGUUUCUAUUUAUGGCAUUAUGAUGGUUGCGACUUGUCAGUUGCGUUUUGUCAGCGUCACUCUAGUUUCGAAAUGUCUCGUUACAAAAAACUAUGCUAAUUGAUUUCAUGGAAGACCACCCACAAUUGGUGUCUCAAAAACAAACAAACCAAUACACCAGUGCAGACGCCCGCAAGUUAUGGGUGGAGUUGAGCGAAAAGUUAAAUGCAAUUCCUGGGGCCACUAAGCAAUGUACUGAAUGGGGAAAGGCAUGGUACUUCUGUUGUAAUAACGAAUUCACUAGAAUACUAGGAUCUAUCGUUAAAACACGGCAAUAGAGACUCAUCGAGAAGUCAGAAAAUAAAAAGGAAGCUAGCCAGACCGGAGGUGGACCAAGCUCGGCAGAGAGCCUGAAUGAAAUCGAUGACAAAGUCUUGGAAAUAAUG